Messenger RNA from Alternaria burnsii, 1419 nucleotides. Its product is annotated as kinase-like protein. The record is from RefSeq and is a predicted model, not a curated record. The transcript is spliced from 2 exons. NCBI's taxonomy places the organism in Eukaryota, Fungi, Ascomycota, Dothideomycetes, Pleosporales, Pleosporaceae. Gene Ontology annotation, molecular function: ATP binding; protein serine/threonine kinase activity. Bases 1 to 1419 code for a protein of 472 amino acids. Gene Ontology annotation, biological process: protein phosphorylation; mitotic DNA damage checkpoint signaling. Gene Ontology annotation, cellular component: nucleus.
AUGGUCGGAACAACCCUUCAAAUGCGCGAGGGCGCCGAGCUCGUUGGAGAACACGGAUUCCGAUACCUUCUUGUCAAGCCCCUCGGCCAGGCCAACGUAUGGGUCGCUGUCGACGCGGCUUCCCAAGAGAAAAUCUUCAUCGUAAAACAGCCCGGCGACGAUGACGUCGGAUAUGGAUGGCCAAAGUUUCAACAUGAGAUGAUCAUGCACGAGCUUCUCAAGGGCAUUCCAACAAUCAGACAACAAGUAGACCGUAUCCCACCCACCAGGGGUGGCCCGCCACGAAUUGUGCUCGAAAUUCUCCAAUCUACCCUAUGGGAUGCACGAAGGAAGCGCCAGUUCAGUGACGUGGAGCUCAAGGGCAUCAUGCGCUCGGCAUUGUUGGGCCUGCGAGACGUACACGAGCGAGGUCUGGUGUAUGCAGACCUCAAAAUGCAGAACAUCCUCCUCAGCGGCUUCGAAAACGAACCUAGUGCUAAUGCAAAGAUCGGCGACGAUCGCAUCACCGCCAAACUCGGCGACCUAGGAAUUGUCAUGGAGCCAGCAAAAGGCCUCGUUCAACCCAUCGUAUACCGCGCGCCCGAAGUGUACUUCCGCAACGAAAUCAACCAACCAGCCGAUAUCUGGUCCUGGGGCGUGAUUUACUGCCAGCUCCUCGAAGCGCAAGCUUCAUUCAACAAAUACGGUCUCUACGACGAACUGCUGCAGGGAAAUUCAGGCCAGGGCCAGAAAGAACGUUCAGUUGAACGAGCUAUAGCACAUGACUUUGGACUGGGCGCCUUAGAUUACUAUGAUGGGUGUCGACUUCCUUACCAGGACCGCUCACAUCAUGAAGGACAACACUGGGAACAACUAAAAGCCAAGGGUGUGCCGGAGAAGGAAAUCAAGUUCCUGAGCUGGGUCCUCAACCCUGUCCCUACAGACCGGCCCACAGCGCAGCAGAUUCUGGAUGCGGGCUGGUUCACCAUGGACACGGCCAAGACGGGCAAGAUUGCCGACAAGUUGGAAGCGAGUGCUCAGGAGUCGAGACGCAGGAACAUUCAGAGGAAACGCAGUGAGCCUUUGUUCACGUACUCGGCGGCGAAACAGCAGCCGACGGGAUUGUAUACGAGGGAGCCUCCUACCACAUUUUCUUCCACGCAUACUUCAUCCAACACUCCUUCGUGGUCUCCUACACCUUGGCAGCCACAGUCGUCGCAGUCGUACUCGCAUCUGCCACCUCAAUCCCAGUCGCAACAGCCGUCGCAACCGCAGGGACAAGGAUACCAGCCUACGCCAUACCAGCCCAUGUCUUUCAAACCCGUUACUGUCCAGGCGAGCGAGGAAAUGGGGAACAAGGCAAGGCCUGUUACGCCGAGAUCUAGUACGCAGAAACCGAGUGGCAGUACGUUUUUGAACUUUGGCUCUUUUAUGCGUUGA